Messenger RNA from Achroia grisella, 1699 nucleotides. Its product is annotated as pickpocket protein 28-like. The transcript has 14 exons. Gene Ontology annotation, biological process: sodium ion transmembrane transport. The coding region runs from base 1 to 1635 and encodes 544 amino acids. The record is from RefSeq and is a predicted model, not a curated record. Gene Ontology annotation, molecular function: ligand-gated sodium channel activity. Gene Ontology annotation, cellular component: membrane. Lineage: Eukaryota; Metazoa; Arthropoda; Insecta; Lepidoptera; Pyralidae.
AUGGCAGACGACUACAGUGAUAUGUCGCCAAAAGGGUACGACUUGAAUUCCCACAAUAAUGAUGAGAAGAAAUUGCGACUCCAGGAGACGGAGCCACCCAAAAAAAAGAAAAAACCUCGACCAUUCCGCGACAACCUGCAGGAGUUUAUGUCCAACACGACUUUACACGGUUUUAGAUAUAUUGCUGAUAAGAACUUCACAUCUGUAGAAAGGGUGUGGUGGUUUUUCAUGGUGGUGAGUAGUAUAGCAGUGUGCGCCAUAUUCAUACGUAAAGUGUGGAUCAAGUGGGACGAAUCACCUGUUAUUGUCAGUUUUGCGGAUACCUCGAAUUCUGUUUGGCAUAUUCCAUUCCCAGCAGUAACUCUAUGUACAGAGACAAAACCAAAGCAGACGGUGUUUAAUUUUACAAAAAUAAACUUCGACCUGAAGGAGGAUCGGUCCAAAGUGUCUCCAGAGGACCUUAAAACGUUCCAAGAUAUGCUGCUUCUCUGCAACUAUGCAUCUGAUCCUAAUGGAGGACCUGAAAUUGUUGAAGAUAUCCAGAGCUCUAUAGCAACGCUACAGCGGUUAGCUCCAACGCGCGACGAUGUUUUCCUGGACUGCCUAUGGGACACAUUAAACUGCGAGCAAAUGUUCUAUCAUACACUUACAAAAGACGGAUAUUGCUUCACCUUCAACAUGUUGUCUGCUGAAGAGAUGUUUAGAACAGAGAAUCUUCACAAGGACUACUACCAUGUGGCUGGUCACAAUAAAAGCGCUUGGACCCUGGAGCGAGGAUAUCCCCCGGGUGAGACCAUCAAGACUUACCCACGACGUGGACCUAGUUAUGGCGGCGUUGAGUUCGAAGUUAUUUUGCUAACUGACAUUCGAGAUUUAGAUCAAGUGUGCCGAGGCCCGGUUCAAGGAUUUAAAAUAUGGCUCCAUAACCCAGCAGAAUUGCCCAACAUGGGUCAGAACUUCUUCCGGUUGCCCAUCAAGCAUCAAUCGGCUGCAGCAGUCACGCCGCGCGUCACGGCCACCUCCGACGGCCUGAAACAUUAUCCACCACAUAAACGUAACUGUUUCUUCCCUGAGGAGCGAUACCUGAGUUUCUUCCGCAUUUAUACGCAACGUAACUGCGAGCUUGAAUGCUCGUCCAAUCAUACAGCCUACCGUUGCGGUUGUGUUCCUCUUUAUAUGCCUCAUGGUCCUGAUACAAAAGUCUGUGGCCCUGGCAAGAGACAGUGCGUUACUAAUGCUUUCGAGGAACUGUCGCUCUCAAAAUCGGCACUGGACGAGGACUCCAAACACUUGACGAAGAAGUGCGACUGUUUAGAGGCGUGCACGGAACUGAAGUACGACGCGGAGGUGUCUCAAGCGGUGUACGAUCUCACUACAUACAGACGACACUCCAAUCCUGAUAUCGCUCAUGGAUGGCGCUUGCCUUCCGGCUUGGUGGUGUACUUCGCCGAAGAACUGUUCACGUCACUGCGACGUUCGGAGCUGUACGGCGGCGUUGACUUCCUGGCCAAUUGUGGUGGCAUCAUGGGCCUCUUCAUGGGUUUCUCUUUCCUUAGCGUCAUCGAGAUCAUUUACUACUUCACUCUGAGAUUGUUUUGUCGAAUACGUCAGUCCUCAACAGUGGUAGCAGAAUGAAUGUUGCAGUCUAUUCUAUUUUUUCAUUAUAAGUUUAGCUAAUUUUAUUAUUAUAUAAAUACAA